AUGCUCUUGCAGACGAGUAGGAUGAAAAUUAAGGCCAGAAAGGACAGUGGUCCCAAGCCCAAGCCAAUGGAAUAUAAACCAAUGCUGAACGACAUAAUCAUUCUUGUAAUGGGGCCGUCUGGCGUUGGAAAAAGUACUUUCAUCAACUACCUUGCAGGUGAAGAUGUUGUCCAAGUUGGUCAUGAUUUGCGAAGUUGCACCACACAACUCCAGCCGAUUGUUGUGAACCCGCCGCCUUCAAUUCUGUUUCGAGACAGAAGACUGGUGCUUGUCGAUACUCCUGGAUUUGAUGACACUUUCGCGGCGGAAUCAGAAAUCUUGAACCGCAUUGCUUCUUGGCUUGCACAUGUCUACAGCACCGAUACGAAACUUGGUGGUCUUAUCUACCUUUACGACAUUUCCUUGCCUCGAAUGAAGGGUACUACUCUGAGGAACCUUGAGGUGUUCAAGAAACUUUGUGGGGAUCGGGCUUUGCGUAGCGUUGUCCUUGGUACGACAAAGUGGGCCGAACUGGCGUCCUCUUCCGUCGGAGAACAACGGGUAAAAGAACUUUGUGACAAAUACUGGCUGGAAAUGAUCGAAUGUGGAUCAAUCGUCCACAACUUCGGCGACACACAGCAAUCUGCGUGGGAUAUGGUGGACUCAGUUCUUGCAUAUGAUGUGGUUAUCCCUGUAAUCGGUGUGACUGGGGUCGGGAAAAGCCUGCACGAAGUAGUCGUCGGAGAUGAUCUCCAGCCAUGCACCGAUAAAGUCCAGCCCGUGAUCAUUGAUCCAAUCCUGGUGAACAGUCGAAGAGCUUCGUAUCACGGGAGAAGAGUGAUCGUCGUAGACACGCCUGGCUUUGACUCUACGUUCGGUGAUGAUUCUGCAACAUUGCAAAAAAUCGUUGAGAAUUUGGCAGCCAGGUAUGGACCAGACAUAAAGAUCGGCGGAAUCAUCCACCCUCAUGAUGUUAACCGCCGACCACACCACGACUUUCACAAUUAUCUUGAUAAGAUUUGUGAACUGUUUAUCGAACCUAGGAUGCUCAUCCUUGGCACCACAAUGUGGGGGGCCAGUGAUGACGCCAGGCGUGUUGAACGGGAGCGUAAACUUGACAGCCUCACCAACCACUAUUGGAGCAAGCUUAUUCAGGACGGAGCAAAAGUUUGUAGAUUCACAGGCAGCCAAGACUCGGCCUGGAUGAUGGUCAAGGCGAUACUUGAUGAUAGAGACCACCUACAUCGAACGGAAGUCCUUCAGAUUCAGGAAGAACUGGUUGGUGCGAAGAAGCUUCUUCCUGACACAGAGGCGGGCCAACAACUGCGUCAUAGUCUUGACCAAUUGCUCAAAACUCUAAAGAGUAAACACUCGACAGAUUCCCUUUCUAUUGAAAUGCUCAAUCCAGCCCAAAUCGCCGGUAUUCGUGCACAAAUCAAGGCGUUGCAUAUUCCACUCUCGCAACGCGUCUUACGAUUCUUCGACACUGGCGUUGACAGGAUUGUGAGUGGGCUCUCACAAAAGAACCUUCAUCGUAAGGAGGCAGUGCUGGUUUCCCGGUCGAAGAACAAAUGA
Molecule: messenger RNA, 1554 nt
Organism: Laccaria bicolor S238N-H82
Lineage: Eukaryota; Fungi; Basidiomycota; Agaricomycetes; Agaricales; Hydnangiaceae
Exons: 7
Coding region: 1-1554 (517 amino acids)
Molecular function (GO): GTP binding
Source: RefSeq, a predicted model, not a curated record